Messenger RNA from Fraxinus pennsylvanica, 309 nucleotides. The record is from the annotation of a GenBank genome assembly. NCBI's taxonomy places the organism in Eukaryota, Viridiplantae, Streptophyta, Magnoliopsida, Lamiales, Oleaceae.
AUGUACCAAAGUCGAUUGAGUUGGUUUAAGCAACAAUAUCACAAAUACUCUGAGCUUAUGCGAUACAACUCUAGUUUUGGAUGGGAUUCAAUCACAAAAAAGUUCACCGCUAGUGAUGAAGUGUGGGAUAAUUACUUCAAGAGGCACCUUCGUACCGACACCUUUCCUGACUAUGAAGACUUAAGAAUAGCAAUUGGCAAUGCUACUGCUACAGGGAGAAACUCAAUUAGUUUGGGCAAUGAAUCAGAUGCAAGAAUAUAUGGUGUCGUAGAAACCAAGCAUGUUACAAUAGAUGACUGUGUUCGAUGA